AUGACUUAUUAUUCUCUCACUGUUUCUCUCCUCCUCCUCUCACUUAAAUUAUCUUUCUUCAUAAUUUAUCUUCAAAUUCAAACAAGUGAUGCUUCAAAUUUCAUCACUUUGCCUCUAAAAAUACAAACACUCUCUCAAAACUCACUUUCACCAAACAAACUCACUUUCCAACACAAUGUAACAUUAACCGUUUCAUUAACAGUUGGCACACCCCCACAGAAAGUUACCAUGGUCCUUGACACAGGGAGUGAACUCUCAUGGCUUCAUUGCAAAAAACUCCCUAACCUAAAUUUUAUUUUCAACCCACACCGCUCUUCUUCAUACACACCCACCCCAUGCACAUCUCCAAUCUGCACCACUCAAACUCGAGACCUAACCAAUCCACCUUCAUGCGACGGAAACAAACUUUGUCAUGUUAUUGUCUCCUACGCGGAUUCCUCCUCUAUGGAAGGAAAUCUCGCGAUAGAGACAUUCUCUAUUGGAGGCUCCGUCCAGUCCAAACUGGUAUUCGGAUGUAUGGAUACGGAUACCAGCUCGGGCGACGAAGACUCCAAGACAACUGGCUUAAUGGGUAUGGAUCUCGGAACACUAUCAUUUCCCAACCAAUUAAAGCUUCCGAAAUUCGCUUAUUGCAUAUCCGGUCAAGACUCUACCGGAGUUUUAGUCCUUGGGGACGGCCCGGGAUUAGGUACAUCUCUUCAUUACACUCCUCUUAUUAAAAAGACGACACGGUUACCUUAUUAUAACCGUGUUGCAUACACUGUUCAGCUCGAGGGGAUUAAGGUUGGUGAGAAACUACUUCCACUUCCGAAGUCAGUGUUCUUACCGGAUCAUACCGGAGCGGGUCAAACCAUGAUAGAUUCGGGUACCCAAUUCACUUUCCUUCUCGGAUCAGUUUACACUGCUCUAAAGAAUGAAUUUGCACUACAAACCAAAAACAUGCUAAAACCUUUAGGUGAUCCCAAGUUUGUUUUCCAAGGUACAAUGGAUUUGUGUUUCCGGGUCCCUGUCGGGUCGCGUCUUCCGGCAUUACCGGCUGUGACGCUGGUGUUUGCUGGGGCGGAGAUAAAGGUGGCCGGAGAGACCUUGUUAUAUAAGGUAAGUGACGUGGCAAAGGGCAAUGAUUGGGUUUAUUGUUUCACUUUUGGGAACUCUGAUUUGUUGGGGAUUGAAGCUUUUUUGAUUGGUCAUCAUCAUCAACAGAAUUUGUGGAUGGAAUAUGAUUUAGUUAAUUCUAGGAUUGGAUUUGCUGACACAAACUGUCACCUUGUUAGUCAAAGACUAGGAUUGGUUUCUUAG
Vicia faba (fava bean) is the source of this 1299-nucleotide messenger RNA. NCBI's taxonomy places the organism in Eukaryota, Viridiplantae, Streptophyta, Magnoliopsida, Fabales, Fabaceae. The record is from the annotation of a GenBank genome assembly.